GCAAAAGUAAAGAUAACAAGGUUAGAUUAAAGUGACUGAUGAGUGCACUGUGUAUUUGAUGUGUAACCAUGCAUCAUAAAAAUGACUCAUUAGUAACCAGAUAUGAAGUCAGAGCAGUUCAUGGUAAGACCUCACCCACCAUGGGGGCUAGAUUGCCUAAGGGGCCUUCAUAACCACAAAUGAAACUUUAUUUACAUCAUUUUAUAGCUUCAGGAAAAAAAGAGAAUUAAUGCUGGCCUAUUCUGUAUUUUAUUUGAUUGAUUCAUUUUAUUUCUAUUUUAUUUCUUUUUUAGACUUAUUUUAUAUCUGCUCAGAGGACAGGUUUUCUUUUGAGUCUGGUUCAUCUCAAUGUCUCUUCCUUUGUCUUGACAGAUUUCCUGACCAUUCUUAGCUGGCUCAUUAGGAAUAAAAGCUCUAUGCAAAUAAAAUGUAAUUAAAGUCAAUAAAUUGAGUCUGUUAAAACUUAAAAGGCUAAGUAGGACCUGGCCAUUGGUUUUCACAAUUCCUUGUUUGUUAGUCCUGGCAGCAAAGAGAUAACAUUUAGCAGAGAUGUUAUACAGUAAAUAAACACAAUGAACACAUUUCAAAUGAAAAUCCCCAGCAGUUAACAGCCGCAUUGAUGGAAACCUUUCUACCAUUUUAAAUGAACAGCAUUUCUCUGUGACUAUUAUGUCAUAGUAUUAUUUAUAUUUUCAUCAUCUUACAGUACAUAAGUUUUGCACCAACUCUCUUCUGUAAAAUAAUCUUGCACUUCAGUUUGUUCAGAGAACAGAAAAUUAGGUCUGAAAUAUACUUAAUGUGCCGCUAUGAGUAUUUGUGCGUGCAUCUGAGCAACACAGCUCACAUUAUCAUCUAUAAAACCUUUGUACAUCUGAUCUAGAGGACCCACUGAGGAGCAGAGAAGGAAUAAACCAUCCAGGUUUCUAUGUCAACUUUUCAUAGUUGUUCUGGUUAUGAAAUAAAUUCCAGCUUUUCAUUAAACAGUUCGCUCUAAUACAUCAUCAUAUCUAUAGUAAAAUUUAUAUGUAUGGCAGACCCUUCACUUAAACAGACUGAUCCAUGCAUUAUUGUUAAUGUUGUGAUGUGAUAUUUAUUGAGCAUUUUUAGUAGGAAUCUUGUGGGAAAUCUUGCUAACCAAAAAUGAAUAAUUCUGAAGGUAAAGGCUUUAGGAUGCCAAAAAGUCAGACUUUAUUGAAAACCAGCAAAGCUGAGACAUCCGCAGAUGAUCUGAAUCAAUACAGUUGAUUAUUAUGAUAGAGAAAUGAAGCCCCAGUGUUGAUUGUGAUGACUUAUACAGUUGAUUAUGAGAAAACAAAAAUAAUGCCAUCAUGUCUUAUUACAGUUAUCAAUUAUUUCCAUAUAUAUUUUUUCAAUUUAAUUUAUAAUUAUGGUGAGAGCUCAGUCAUCUUAUUAAAAAGCAACUUUAUUUUUCAAUGUUGAUUAAAAAAAUUCUGGUUACCAAUUCUAUUUUGUUUUCCAUGCAUGGCUGACAAAAGAUAAUCCCAAAUCCAAAUAACACAUAACACACAAAUAAUGCCUUUUUAAUAAAUCCACAUGUAUGUGUCACAAAUUUCCCCUUCAGCACAUGGCACAGUUCAGCAGGUUAGUGAUCAAUGCUUUUUUGUUGUUGUUUGUUUUUACUGACAUCUGACCAUGAUUUCUGAAUUAGCCCUAAUAAACACACGCUUGCAUCCUGGCUCACACUAAUGUCUGGCACAGUUAAUGAUUGUCAAGUUACUGUACUUUGCCACAUACUAUAUAACACUUAUGUCAGGUAAUUGCUCAUAUCACAUCAGAAUUUCCUUGAGUGUCCAUUUAAUUUCUAAUCACGAGCCGGUGCAGGUUCCUUCAGUUGUUGUAGACGGAAAAGCAGAAAUCAUGAAGCUUUUUCUUUUAGCUGUAACCACACAUGUUCUACUGGGUCAUGUAAAUGGAAACUGGUGGGAGGAUUAUAAUAAGAACAUAAAGCACCUCAGUCAGGAGAAGCUCUAUCAGGAGUUCCCAGACAAAGUUCGACGGCAGAAUUUCCAGCAUCCACCUUUCCGAUGUCCGGACAUGAGCCCUUCUCCUACUGUACCCACGUCAGUGGAAAAGGUAAAAGCAGCUGACAUUAAAGUCAUCGCCGCUUUGGGAGACUCUCUGACUACAGCCAUCGGUGCCAAUGCAUCUACAGUCCUGGGAGUGCCAAUCGAGUAUCGACAUUUGUCAUUUAGUAUUGGGGGCCAUGGAACAUAUCGUGAUGUUAUCACUCUCGCAAACAUCGUGAAACUUUUUAACCCGGAUGUCAUAUUCCCGGCACCCAUAAAGACCCUGAACGAUCAUCCUUCCAGUCUUAAUAAGACCGGCUUUAAUUUAGCCGUCACUGGUCACAACACAGUGAAUUUCUCUGAACAGGCCAGGAACAUGAUCGACACCUUCAAAACCUAUCCAGGGUUAAACUUCGCCGAGGAUUGGAAGCUGGUGACUAUUUUAAUUGGGAUGAAUGACAUCUGUGAUUAUUGCAAGGACAAAAAAUUGUUUACACCCGAUAACUUCAUCAAGUACCUUACGGCCUCUCUAGAUCUGAUGAAGAAUGAGGUUCCUCGACUGAUCGUGAAUAUGGUCCAGAUUUUUACUAUGAAACCUCUGAGAGACGUUCAGAAGCCCUCCUUUGGCUGCCUGCUCCAAAAGAGUUUCUGUUCAUGUUUGGUCAGGCCUGAAGAGAACUCACCUGAACUGGCAGAGCUGAAUGAAUUAAAUCUGGAGUUCCAGAGGAGACUGGAGGAGCUGCUGAACAGCGAUCGCUACUUCAAGGAGGAUUUCGCUGUGGUUCUGCAGCCCUAUGCAGCCUACGCCCAGCCACCCAGACUAGCUGAUGGAAAAAUUGAUUUUAGUUACUUCGCUCCAGACUGCUUCCAUUUCACCAUAAAGGGUCACGAAGAGCUAGCCAAAGGCCUCUGGAACAACAUGUUUCAAGCUCCAGAUAAGAAAGAUACAAUCGAGACCUUCUCACAAUCAGUAACACUCAUCUGUCCAUCAGAGGACCAUCCUUACAUCUACACCAGACCCAAAGUUCUGUCCUCUGCAAACCAUCUGCAAGUCAUCUGGACACUUUUAACACUUACAGGCCUCAUUACCAUCUACAACAACAUGCAAUAAGUGCAUUCCUUAUGCUUCAGUCCUGUUCUUACCACACCCUUGUCACCUAUUCCACCAUUCCUUCUCCACUAUUCUUAAUGAGCUUGUAUUAUUCAUAGAUUGUAAAUAUGUUAUAAAACCCUAUGGAAUAUUUAAAUCACACAAGUGUCCACUUGAGGCAUGAGGAGAGGAGUUUACCUCAGUUUGCUGAGCUAAUCACUAUCACCUUCAUGAUAUUGGGUUAAAAAGGACUCUCCUUGACUUUAGCAGACUUUUCAUUGGGAAUAUAUUAAGUACAUUUACUAAGAACUAAUCACUACCAUAAAGACUUCUUAUCCAGCUAUUUAACUAAACUAAAGUUACUUUAGUUAGAGAUGGAGUAAGUGAUUAUGUUAAAAUAAAUUGCUAUAACAAUUUCUCCAACCAUUUAAAAUGAAUUUGCGUCUAAAAAAAACAUUUAAAACCCUGGAUUUCUGAAUGCCUCCGUAAAUCUGGUUGAGUUUGCACGUGUGAACAUGUAUAAAAGCGUAAGCAGUUUGCCUUUUUUAAAAGGAAAUGACAUCAGAUUGCAUAUUCGUUGCUUUUAAAGUGUAAAAUGAAGUUAAAUGAAAUCCUUGUAAACUUAUAAUAUAUCAUAAAGUAAUUCAAUACUUUUCAUAGCACUGCACUGCUAUAAGGCAAAGUUACCUAAGGAAAUAAUGCAACAAAUGAAUCUUUUAAAUAGAAAUGGGAAAGAGAAAACCUUGCAUUGACAAGGGGUGAGAUAAACAAUAAUACUGAGCCAUACCCUGUAUUUAUACUCAGUAUAAUGUUCAUUCAUUUCUCAUUACUAAUGCUAGGUUUUUACUUAGUAUUUACAAUAUGAAUCUGUAAAUUAGUCAUUGAAUAAGCAGAUUGUAUUUACAUGUGUGUAACACAUCAGCAAUGACAUGUAUAUAUUGCCUGUGUGUAUAUUAUUUUGAACUUAAUAAUGUCAAUACUGAAAUGAAUGCACAAUGAUUUUUAAAUGCACAAGGCCACAAAUAUACAGUUAUUAUACACAAGUACAGUGUAUGAAUAUAGGGAUGUAUUCAGGGUUGGCAUGUCAUGACAUGAGUAUAAAAUGGCUUCAGUAUUUACAGUGUGGACAUUACUGGUGUUUAGAUAUUACAAUAGCAUCUAGACCACAAGCAGGAAGGGAUAGAAAAUACGGACCAGAAAAGGAAACGUAAUACAAUUUAACACUAGAAACUGUGUAAGUAUGAAAAAUAAAAAGACUAAUACCGAGAAAUGGCAACACAGUGGUGCAGUGUAUAGUGCUGCCACAUCACAGGGUUUCCUAGAUUCUCUUUGUAAUCAUGUGGGUUUCCUUCAGGUUCUCAGCUUGCAGGUAGAUAGAUAGAUAGAUAGAUAGAUAGAUAGAUAGAUAGAUAGAUAGAUAGAUAGAUAGAUAGAUAGAUAGAUAGAUAGAUAGAUAGAUAGAUAGAUAGAUAGAUAGAUAGAUAGAUAGAUAGAUAGAUAGAUAGAUAGAUAGAUACUUUAUUGAUCCCGAAGGAAGUUCCAGAUCUCCAGCAGCAAUAGAGACAGCAACACAAAGACAGGGUGUAGAUUGCACACUGUAUAUCUUACAUAUAGUCAGUAUACACAGGGUAAUGUGAUAACUGACCAGGUACCCUCAGGUGUGAAUGGGUGCUUAAAUGCUGCCCUGUGAAGUUAUACUGCAUUACAUUAUAUCUGAUAUCCAGUGAAUUUAUUGGAAAUGAAUUACACGUGUGUGUUGGUUACCUCUGAUUUACUCAUUUCACAAAUGUCCUACUUUAAUAAGGACUGCAGUGAAUUCAGUAAAGUUAACAAAAAUGAAUAAUCAUCAUUUUACCUUCAUUGUAAAGCUAAAAGAAAAAAUGAAAACGGGUAUACAGGGAUGAGUGUUCGCCUGAUGACUUGAUAAAUCCAGAUAUGUGUGUGUGCUAAAUGCUGUAUAGUUUGUAACACAAUUUAUUCUUUAUGUUGCUUGCAAUUAUAACGUUUACCAUGAGAGGACAGUAUUGCAUAUGAAUUGCAUCCAACUUUUAAACCUCCAAUUACACUCAUAAAAAUAAAAUGAGUCAUAUAAUUACCGAGAUAUAAUUGCUAUACAGUUGUAAAAAAGCAAACAAAUAUUUGAGACUACAAUAGAGUACAGUCUAAGGAACUGGUUACUCUAUGACCAACUGUUUUACUGUUAAACCAAAUACAUUGUAGCUGCAAAGAGCAUCUGGAUUUAAGCUAGGGUUUCAGUAUUAAAAACUGCACACUACUGCAAUAAACUGAACACGAAAACAUAUAUAAAUUUACUUUGACACCUUAAUGACGUUACUGAGGGCAAUGUGGGUCAAAAAUGAAGCUAAGCUCUGCUUAAGAGCUUGCUAAUUAACAAAUGUUAAGUAUUUGCUAUCUCUAGCUAUUACGCUUAGCUGAAGACAAAAGACAAUGAGUGCUGAAAUUGCUUUAAAGUCGUGUGCCACAAAGCAGCUUAAAGAAAAAUAUCAUUUCAGGAUAUAGAUAUAAAUAAUCUGAAAUAUAUUAAUGCAUUCCUAAUGAGCAGGCGGUGAGGAAGGACUCCAUGAGAUGAUGUGAGGAAGAAACCAUGCGUGGGACAUCAUCCUCAUCCGGGUGACAGAGUGUGUUUAUAAACACAAUACCUGUGUACUAUAUGGUCACAAAGUGCAGUUGUGUAACCUGGAAACUCAUUCAUGCUGUCUAUUUUUGUUGAAGUUAUCAUUUGUUCAUUGAUGGAGACUCGAGUGCAAAAGUGUUUGUAGCAAUUGCAGUCUGAAGCAUCUUCAUGGUUUCUAAGUGGUCUCAUCACAGUAAGCUCAUCUAUCUUUAGCCUGUCCAUAUGGAGCCAUCCUCAGCAGCAGAAAGUGGUUUCGAAGUGAUGAAACCAUAACUAGGGCAUCAGGUACAGAGAGCAGAAGGGGUUGGGCUCACUGGUAAGAGAGAGAGAGAGAGAGAGAGAGCAACAGUCAUUAUUACGGAUGCUUAUUGUUUGCUACAUGUAUUGAAGAAACUUGUACUUUAAAGAUCUAGUACAUAAGUCGAUGGUUUGAUGAGGAAAUUAGUUUGGCCUCCUGAAAGGAAGUAAAGCAUUCUAAUCGCCAAGCUGAUAUAGGUAUAUUGUUAUCCACAGGGUAAUUUAUCAAAUUGCCUCGCUUUACAUUCAUUUAUUGAUUUUUUUUUUUUUUUGCCUGAUAUUUUCAGUUUUGCCGUUGAAAAAAUUCAUGAAGUCAGUGCUACAACACAAUUAUGUGCAUCUUUCUAAUAAAUUUACUAUAGUAUC
Molecule: messenger RNA, 6415 nt
Organism: Hemibagrus wyckioides
Lineage: Eukaryota; Metazoa; Chordata; Actinopteri; Siluriformes; Bagridae
Product: phospholipase B1, membrane-associated-like
Exons: 16
Coding region: 1723-3138 (471 amino acids)
Biological process (GO): phospholipid metabolic process
Cellular component (GO): brush border membrane
Molecular function (GO): phosphatidylcholine lysophospholipase A1 activity; A2-type glycerophospholipase activity; retinyl-palmitate esterase activity
Source: RefSeq, a predicted model, not a curated record